AAUUGAAAUAAAAAUAGAAAAAGUCCCCACCUUUCUCCCCUGUCGCUCGCAAAGGGUUCGAAGGACAGAGAUCAACAUCAACCGCCGCAAUCGCCGUCGCCGUCGCCGUCGCCGUCGCCGACCGGCUUCGUCGCCUCCGCCCGCUCCUCCUCCGCCUCCGCCUCCGCCUCUAGGGUUCAGCCGCCGCGUCCGCCGGCGCAUCCCCUGUCUCGCGCGGCAAAUGGCUUUCUGGGGUGUCGAGGUGAAACCCGGUAAACCCUUCGUUCAUCCCUCGAGUGGGGCCAGACAGCGGCUCCAUAUCUCGCAGGCGACGCUGGGGAUCGGUUCCGCCACGAACAAAAGCAUAGUUCAGUGUAAUGUGGGGAACAAGAGUCCCGUUUUCCUGUGCUCUUUGUUCCCUGACGGGGCCGAAUCGUCUCAACUGAAUUUGGAAUUUGAAGAAGCUGAGGAAGUCACCUUUUCUGUCGUUGGCCCUCGGAGCGUCCACCUCUCCGGUUUCUACCUGGGAAGUGGUCGACAUUACGCAGGAGAUGAUGAGUCAGAAUCAUAUGGUGAAGAUAUCGCUGGGACUGAUACAGAGAGAUCCAAUGAUGAAGAUGACUAUGAAGAUAGUUUCAUUGAUGAUGAUGAUAAUCCAGAAAUAUUUUCGCCUUCUCCUUCUCCUUCACUAAAUGAUGCUGUACAUGGGGAAUCAGAUAAUGAAAAAGCUAGGGAGAGGAAAGGCAGAAAAAGAAGACUUAGAAAGAAAUAUCAUCUCGGUGAAUCUGAUGAAAAAGGUAGUUUUGAACAGAAUAAUAUUGUUGAUGACAAGGCCAAGGCACAGGCAUCAGAAAGUGAAGAUGAAGAGGGCUUCUUUAUAUCUUCCUUGCUUAAGAAAAAGGAUGUGGUGAAAGACUCCAAGAUAGAUGGCCCAGAAGAGAAACCUCAAAGUGGAAUCCCUGAAGUUGGCACGAAGAUGAAGAGGAAGAGAAAUGAAGAAUUUAUAGAGUCCCAUAUAGAAGUUGACAAAGCUAAUACUCAUGAUAAGGUCAAGGAGAGUCAAGGCUGGCAAGGUCAGGGGAUCGCGGGUGCUGAUAACAGAGAAGCUGGUCAGGUCAAUGGUUUCGCCCCAACAUCUGAUGAGGCCACCAAUCAAAAUGCUUUGAAAAAGAGAAAGAAGAAACAUGCGAAUGAGAAGUCUCAACCAGAAGAAGACAUUGUUGAGAACAGUAUGAAUCCAGUUGUUCCAGAGAAUUUGGCUCUUGAUGCUCCGCAAGUAACUGGUGGAGCAGAUUCUGAGAAGAAAGACAUAAAGAAGAAGAAAAAGAAGGAUAGAGCCCAGCAUAGUGAAGCAGAUAUAACGAACCAGGAGAAUGUUUUACCAGCAGACGGAAAGGUUCGGUUGGACACCAAGAUGAAAGACACAGACACUGAUGAUGCCUGCCAAGUUAGGAAGCUGCCAAAUGGACUAACAAUUGAGGAGCUUGAAAUUGGAAAUCCUGAUGGUAAAGUCACUGCUUCUGGUAAAAAAAUUAGUGUUUGCUAUGUUGGCAAGUUUAUGGAGAAUGGGCUGGUAUUUGAUUCGAAUAUCAGUGGGAAACCCUUAAAAUUCCGCCUAGGUUCUGGAGAAGUUAUGAAGGGUUGGGAUGAUGGCCUUGAUGGCAUGCGAAUUGGUGGCAAAAGAAGGCUUACUAUUCCACCCUCUCUGUGCUGUGCGAAUAGCGGAACGAGUCAUAAAGUUCCUCCUGAUUCAUGGUUGGUCUAUGACAUCGAAGUGGUUCGUGUCCGCUAGAGGAGCUGCUAUUUGUCCUGGAUAUUUGGCAAUGUGUAAUUAGACACUACGGAAAUGGUAGAUGCUCGCUGGUUGUAUAAUAUCCCAUUGUGGGAAUUUUGUGGCGAGUAUCUGCUGAGAGUACACUGCCAAUAGUUUUUAUGGAAGAGCAUUGUUCUACAAUGGUUUAGUGCACAACUAUUGAAGACAGGAUCAUGUGACGGUACCGUUGUGCAUUUUUGUAUUUACAUCAAGGCGGCUUCUAUUACAUUCGAAGUUCAAAAUUACUGUAUUUUCACACUUGCAAACUGUAAGUCUGGGACUUGAAUGAACCCAUGAGAUUUAUACAAUGAAAUCAGUUUUCCUUA
Eucalyptus grandis is the source of this 2118-nucleotide messenger RNA. Its product is annotated as peptidyl-prolyl cis-trans isomerase FKBP43. Lineage: Eukaryota; Viridiplantae; Streptophyta; Magnoliopsida; Myrtales; Myrtaceae. The record is from RefSeq and is a predicted model, not a curated record. The coding region runs from base 221 to 1771 and encodes 516 amino acids. The transcript has 12 exons. Gene Ontology annotation, molecular function: peptidyl-prolyl cis-trans isomerase activity.